Messenger RNA from Magallana angulata, 1183 nucleotides. Its product is annotated as multiple epidermal growth factor-like domains protein 10. Lineage: Eukaryota; Metazoa; Mollusca; Bivalvia; Ostreida; Ostreidae. Gene Ontology annotation, molecular function: scavenger receptor activity. The coding region runs from base 33 to 524 and encodes 163 amino acids. The record is from RefSeq and is a predicted model, not a curated record. The transcript is spliced from 4 exons.
CAAUCUUAUUGAAACUACAAGAAAAAGUUAAAAUGGAAACUUUAUUGACGUUGUGCAUUGCAACAGUGACAGUUCUGGGACUUUUUGGAAAGAACUCGACAAACCAUUGUGAUAGCAUUAAUGGAACCAGAUGUUGUUCUGGGUACAUGUGGGAUUCCUUGAAAGAACAGUGCAUAAAUUGUAAAGAAGGAUAUACAGGAAUACACUGUACAAUUGCAUGUCCUUUCCCUUCAUAUGGACUAAACUGUCAGUCGACAUGCAGAUGUACUGAUGAAGACUGUAAUUAUGUCACUGGAUGUAAACAUCAUGUUGGAGAUGUGUUAAAUCAUACAACAGACAAAUCAUCAAGAUUCAACAAAUCAGUCUCCAAUAUUCCAAACAUUACUCCAAAACGUGAACCAUCUGCCAACAGUCGUUCCUUUUUAUUUUCAAUGAUUGUAGUUAUUGCAGUGCUAAUCAUCAUAUUUGUUAUUUUCCUUUACACUCAGCUAUUUGAAAAGCGACGAGUUGUCGCUAAUUUAUGACAAACUAUAAUAUUUUUAUCUUAUAGUCAAGCUAUUUCGUAUUGUUAACUUACCUAACUUCUAUAUCGUCCUACCCAACUUAAAGUAGUUUUUGAAGGGAAGAGAGAUAAUCGAGAAAAAAUGGCACGUAGACUUGUAAGUGACCAUCAACCAUGGAUUAUAUUACUGUGGAAUCGUUCGAAUUCAUGGUGGCUCAGUUUUUGUUGUAUUUGUGGGUAGCCCUCCCCAACAAACUUACAUCUCCGAGAAAAACAAAUUUUAAAAUAGUUUUUAUUUAUCUUACUGAAACCAAAAACCAACGCAUCCACGAAAUAACAUCCUAACGAAUAACAAAAGAAAAUACGAAUUUAUCUCUCUCAAACUACAAGGAUACCACAGUCACUUGUUAUGGAUAUCAAAUCCCAAAUUGGAUAUAAAUGGAAAAGUGAAAUUACAUGCAAUAUUUUUUUUUAGUUUUUUGCAAGAGAAGUGAAUUUUGUCUAUGAUUAAAUGAAAUGUCACAACUUAAAGAAAAUAAGUCUUGUUGUUGUAGCUCACUCUCCGUAGAUUGAUACCUAAGUAUAUCUUAAACUUCUUGGUGAUCAAUUUGACAAACUAUUGGAUUAAAAAAAACUAACCAAUUGUCGGUGCAUUUGAUUCAAGUUAAUGCAUAUUUAUUC